AUGCAACUCUCCGCCGUUUUCGUCUUUUUGGUUCUCUGCUUGGCCGCGGUUUUCGCUGUUCCGCUUAAAGAUGCUUCCCGUGCUCGCCGUGAAGUCGCUCCAUCGGAGAAGCGUCAAACGAAAUCUCGUUCUGGAUACAUCCGCUUCGGAAAACGACGAGUCGACCCAAAUGCCGAACUUCUCUACCUUGACCAACUUCUUCUUUAA
This is a messenger RNA of Caenorhabditis briggsae, 207 nucleotides long. RefSeq names its product Protein CBR-FLP-10 (gene Cbr-flp-10). NCBI's taxonomy places the organism in Eukaryota, Metazoa, Nematoda, Chromadorea, Rhabditida, Rhabditidae. Bases 1 to 207 code for a protein of 68 amino acids. The transcript is spliced from 2 exons. The record is from RefSeq and is a predicted model, not a curated record.